Molecule: messenger RNA, 3688 nt
Organism: Trichogramma pretiosum
Lineage: Eukaryota; Metazoa; Arthropoda; Insecta; Hymenoptera; Trichogrammatidae
Gene: mus301
Product: helicase POLQ-like
Exons: 15
Coding region: 521-3442 (973 amino acids)
Molecular function (GO): ATP binding; nucleic acid binding
Source: RefSeq, a predicted model, not a curated record
CAGAAUGAUUUCAAAUUGCAAUUUCGCCAGAGUUCGUAAUGUUUGAGCAAUAACCGUCGUGACUCGUGAGUGAAUAUAUACUUCGGUGUUUAUUUUUUGAAAGUCUUUGGCUUUGCAUUUCAUAUAUUAUGGGCAUAUAAGCUUAUAUUUGACAGUUCUCAGUAGAAAGUUCUUAUUCGGAGUUGUUUACUGUUGUUUGAUUUGAAUAAGAUUGGGACUUUUACGAAAAAAAAGAAACUUAGCUUGGACCAUAUUCGAUUCGACAGCUAGAAUUCGAAUUCAAACCGAAUUGCAACGAUUGGCGUGUGAGCAAGCUUUGCCUGCUCAAUACAAUCACGUGAAUGCUGUAUUCGCAUCUCGAUAGGCUCACGGAGCUAAAGGAGACAGUUACACUUGUUUGGACAGAAUUUGUCUGCUGUUUAUUCUGUGCAAACGUGAUAAGAGUGACCGCUGUUUUUGACAAAAAGUGAGAAUAAAUAAUAAUCAUUCUGCGUUUCAUCAAUGAAACACCUCGUGAAAAAUGAGCGACCACAUGAAUAUUUCAACUUGGAAUUUCGACGAUGUCGUAGUGCCGUUGACUCCGGAAUAUAUGAUGAAGACGCACACCGACUCUGCAAAUCUUGAAGGCAGUAAAUUUAUUUCUUCUCAAGACAGUGAUCCACUUCAAGAAUUACUUUCAUUAGACGAUACUAUAUUCGAUCAAUUCGAAGUUGAUGCUAAUGUCGACAGCAUUGCUCAUGGCAAAAGUAAAUUAUUCAACGAAUCCAAAUUCUUUUUGGACGAAACUCUGCACGACGAUCCGAGUAAUUGCAGCGACAACGCGGCUGAUUGUCUGUUGGAGGACAGCUUUAUAAAGUACAACAAUAACGUCGCCGAUGAGUUAAAUGCAUCUGUCAAUUUUUUAAAAACCAAACUUUUUGACAUGCCUGGAGAAAAGUUCGUACAGCCGCCAAAGAAAAAAACUUGUCUUGAAAAAUCGAAUAAUGCUACAAAUUUAAAAAAAAGUAAUGAUUUUUAUGGAUUACCAGAAAUUUUAAAAAAUUCAAUCAAAAAAUACAAAGGAAUAGAUAAACUUUAUGAUUGGCAAGAUGAAUGUCUUAAAAUGAAAGCUAUCGAGGAGAGGAAAAAUUUGAUUUAUGCUCUACCAACUAGUGGAGGAAAAACAUUGGUUGCUGAAAUAUUAAUGUUUAAGGAAAUAAUUUGCAACAAAAAAAAUGUUAUGUUUGUGUUGCCAUUUGUUGCAUUAGUCCAAGAAAAAAUCCAAGCAAUCACUCCAUUUGCUUUAGAAUUUAAUUUCUUGAUCGAAGAAUAUGCAGCUGCAAAAGGGACUUAUCCACCAAAAAAAAGAAGAAAGAAAAAUAGUUUAUACAUCUGUACAAUAGAAAAAGCUCAAACUAUAAUUAAUUGUCUAAUUGAAUUGAACAGGCUAGAAGAGAUAGGAAUGAUUGUAGUUGAUGAAUUGCAUCUAUUGGGUGAGACUGGAGGAAGAGGAGCUACAUUAGAAUGUUUACUUACAAAAGUAUUGCAUUCAAACAGUAAUAUUCAUAUUAUUGGGAUGAGUGCAACAAUAGGCAAUUUAGAAGAAAUUACAUCAUUUUUAAAGGCAGAGUUAUACAUAAAAAAUUUUAGGCCAGUAGAUAUCAAAGAAUAUGUUAAAUGUGAAACUGAUAUAUGGCUUGUUGAUUCAAGACUUGAAGAAAUUUAUACUGAUAAAAAAACUAUUAACUAUCCAUAUAGUGAAAGAGCCCGUCAAUUAGAUCCUGAUUUUUUAGGAGGUUUAGUUAUGGAUGUUGUACCUAAAGAUUCAUGCCUAAUUUUUUGUGCAUCUAGAAAAAACUGUGAAAAUGUGGCUGUACUGUUGACACAAGUAUUAUUUAGUUCAUUAGAGAAACAUAGAUCAGAGGAGAAGCUAAAACUUUUAAGUGCUCUCCAAACUGAAAACAAUGAAAUUUGCCCAAUAUUGAGCAGAACUAUUAAAUAUGGGGUUGCUUAUCACCACUCUGGGUUGACUGGUGAAGAAAGAAAAUUAAUAGAAGAGGCAUUUAAAUCUGGAGUAUUAUGUGUCAUUUGUUGUACAUCUACAUUGGCUGCAGGUGUUAACCUUCCUGCAAGAAGAGUAAUUUUACGAUCUCCAUACGUCGGUUCACAAUUCCUGAAUUUAAGUCGCUAUAAACAAAUGAUUGGACGAGCUGGAAGAGCUGGAUUAGGUGAAAUUGGAGAAAGUAUUUUAAUUUGUUCAAAAAAAGAUAUGAUGCUGGUGAGUGAUCUCUUACGUUCCAAAAUGGAUGCAGCAACAAGCUCUCUCCAUGAAGAUAUUGAUAGGGGUAUCAAUAACUUGAUAAUAAGUUCAGUUCUUUUGAAUAUUGCCAAUACACGAAAAGAUAUUCAUGCAAUAGUUUCAAAAUCACUUUUGAAAGUACAGGAAAAUCGUUUAGGGAUUAAUGUUAAAGAAAUAGCAGAUAAAGCACUUGCUAGUUUGUUAAAAGCUGGUGUACUCAGAGUGAAGCAAAAAGAAAAAAGUAGAACUUAUAUAAAAUUAGAUGCAACAGUUGUUUAUCCAACACAAAUAGAUGAUAUUUUUGAAGAGAUGAAAGUACCAUCCAAACCUAUUGAAAAACCAACGAAAACAAUAAUUAAACUAGUCAAUGAUACAGAAAUAGAAUUAUGUCCUUUAGGAAAAGCUGCUAUGAAAGGCUCUAUUGAUUUAAAUACUGCCCAUACUUUAUAUGAAGAUUUAAGGAAAGCAUCAGCCAAUUUAGUGAUUAUUGACCACCUCCAUCUUUUAUACUUAAUCACUCCCUAUGACAUUGCUAGUCAAGUAAAACCAAUUGGAACAGUUUAUCAUGAUGUUAUGAUGUCCUUACCUCCACAUCAGAUGCAAGUGGCUAGAUAUUUAGGUCUUAAUGAAGCAGUUGUUGAAAGACUUAGAGCUGGAAUCACACCUAAGAAUGUAGACAAUAGAAUUGUAGCUAGAUUUUACGUGACUCUGAUGCUGUAUGAAUUAUGGAAUCGAAAAUCUAUCUAUCAUGUUGCUCAAAAAUAUCAAGUGAAUCGCGGCACUAUUCAAAAUUUAUUAAAUUUAGCUGCCUCUUUUGCAACUUCAACUGUUAGAUUUUGCCAAGAAUUAGAUGAGUUUUGGGCAUAUAGUGAUUUAUUAACAACUUUUGGUCAAAAAUUAACAUACUGUUGUGCUUCAGAAUUGGAACCUUUGAUGGAUUUACCUUAUGUUAAAAUUGGUCGUGCUAAACAACUUUACAAAGCAGGAUACAAAACAUUACAAUCUAUUGCUAAAGCUAAACCCAAAGAUUUAAUGAAUGACAUUGACAAUUUGUCAAAAAAAGUGGUCUCCCAAAUCAUUUCAGCUGCUAAAUUAAUUUUAAUGGAAAAAGUGGAGAAUCUGAGAGAUGAAGUUGAAGAAGUAUUAGAUGGAUUAGAAAUUUAGUCCAUCUACUUACUUAUUGAAGACUAGUUAUUUUUUAUUAUUCGUUAUUACUGUGAUAUUAAUAUGUUGAUAUUUUGAAAUUUAAUGGUGUUAAGAAAUAUUUUUUUUAGAAAAUAGAUUAAAUAUUUGCUAUAUAAUUAUUUCAUGUAAAAAGCGUAAAUUUUUUUAGUUGAAAAAAUGCAGUAUUUUGUAAUUUGAAGGCAUAGCCUAAAGUGUACAAAAUAAAAAUUUAUUUUUUUCUAUGAA